UUGAAGGGGGGUGAAUUUGGGAGUUCCACAUCGAUUGAAGAAGGAAACGAAUGCAAGCAAGGACACUAGGCCCCGAAGAGGGGUAAAUUGUGAAAUCGAGAUCUCACGUCGAAAGAAAAAAAUAGAAAUUCAAAUCCGUUCAUACUCAAUUUACACCUCUGUGGGCAGCUGCAGUUAUGAAGAGUAUAAAAUCACAGUUUAUGGCCAAAUAUUGGGAAUCACAACCAAAUUAUAUAUGCCAUAUAUGUUGCCUUCUCCAAAGACCAUGAAAGGCUGCAUUUUAAAUUUCCAUGGUGAUGCUAUAAAAGCCUAAAUCCUUCUUCAACUUCAAAAGCGUGGCUUCCAUCUCCUCGAUAUUCUCCUUCAUACUACUGCUGCUCUUACUGGUUUGAAUGCGCCACAAAGAUCUUCCUCCGCUAUGUCAGGUAACUAGAUUCCAAGCUCUGAGGUGCUGACAGCGGCUAGCUGAAGAACCGGCGACAGGGUAUUGAACAUUUUAGUUUUCUGCAUAAAAUUACUCAUUUACCGUGCCUUCGUCGAAUCUGGGAUGCUCUCUCUUGCCGGCGGCGCUGCAUUUCUCAGGGCUACGAACAGAUUUCCGGCCAUCCGCCGCGGGUUUUUUUGUUCCUCAUCCGAUGAGUAUAUUAAGCUCAUCGAGACGUAUGGACGCGAUCGAGAACUGAACUUCGGGAGGUUACUUCACGCUCGAUUGAUCAUCAACGGACUAGCUCGUUUGACACAUUUUGCUGCGAAGCUCAUAGCCUUCUACGCUGCGUGUGGAAAAAUCAACGAUGCACGGGAAGUGUUCGACAAAAUUCCCCAAACAAAUCCCCGCCGGUGGAUUGUCUUGAUUGGGGCCUAUUCUCGUUAUGGGUUUUACACAGAAGCUCUGAGUGUAUUUUGUGAGCUGCAGAGACAAGGCUCCAGGCCUAGCGAGUACAUCAUUCCCAGUGUCUUGAAAGCAUGUGGUCACCUCUCCGACAUCCUCACAGGGAGAAAAUUGCAUGCGUUAAUCCUCAAAUACUCAUUUGAAUCCGAUGCUUAUGUCUGCAGUGCGUUGAUAGAUAUGUAUGCAAAAAGUGGACAGGUUGAGAAGGCUCGGCGAGUGUUUGAAUCAAUGGCUGGGAAGGAUUUGGUGGCAUUGAACGCCAUGGUUUCUGGCUAUGCCCACCAUGGACUGGCAGAGGAAGCUCUGAAUCUGGUGGAGAAGAUGCAAGUAUUGGGUGUAAAACCCAAUUUGGUGACUUGGAACACUUUGGUUACAGGCUUUUCUCAGAUGGAUGAGGAAGAAAUGGUUCAUGAGAUUUUCAAAGAGAUGGAAGCCAAUGGGAUAGAACCAGAUGUAGUGUCUUGGACAUCUGUGAUAUCUGGGUUUGUACAGAACUUCAGAAAUGAGGAAGCUUUUGGAACAUUUAGAAGGAUGUUGAAUGCUGGGCUAUGCCCAACUUCUGCUACAAUCAGUAGCCUUUUGCCUGCUUGUGCAUCGGCGGGGAAUGGGCGACGUGGGAAGGAGAUUCAUGGAUAUGCUCUGGUUCUUGGAGUUGAAAAGGAUGUCUAUGUGAGGACUGCCCUGGUUGAUAUGUAUGCAAAAUGUGGCUAUUUUUAUGAAGCAGGGAUGCUAUUUUGGAGGAUGUCUGAAAGGAAUUCAGCUACUUGGAACUCCAUGAUUUUUGGGUAUGCAAAUCAUGGAUAUUGCAGUGAAGCAAUAGAGCUUUUCCAUCAGAUGAAGGAUAAUGAUGAGAAGAAACUUGAUCAUCUGACAUUUACAGCAGUUCUCACUGCUUGCGCCCAUGCUGGGAUGGUUGAUCUAGGGAAGAGUUUGUUCCAAUUGAUGCAAACUAAACAUGGUAUUGUUCCUAGAGUAGAGCACUAUGCCUGUAUGGUCGACGUAUUCGGUCGGGCGGGGAAGCUGGCGGAGGCUUACGAUAUUAUCAAGACGAUGCCGGUUGAGCCAGAUUUAUAUGUAUGGGGAGCUUUAUUAGGUGCAUGUAGGAAGCAUGGAGAAAUUGAACUAGCUGAGGAAGCAGCCAAACAUUUAGCAAAGUUGGAACCUGGGAGUGUUGGGAACAGCUUACUAUUGUCUGAUCUGUAUGCUAAUGCAGGCAGUUGGGGACAUGUUGUGAAGCUGAAGAGUAUGAUGAAGAAGAGGAAGCUCAAGAAAUUUCCUGGGUGCAGUUGGAUAGCCACAGCUUAGGAAAACCUUUCUAAAGGACA
Messenger RNA from Cucurbita moschata (crookneck pumpkin), 2214 nucleotides. Its product is annotated as pentatricopeptide repeat-containing protein At5g59600. The transcript has a single exon. Bases 548 to 2194 code for a protein of 548 amino acids. Gene Ontology annotation, molecular function: protein binding; RNA binding. The record is from RefSeq and is a predicted model, not a curated record. Lineage: Eukaryota; Viridiplantae; Streptophyta; Magnoliopsida; Cucurbitales; Cucurbitaceae. Gene Ontology annotation, biological process: RNA modification.